Colius striatus (speckled mousebird) is the source of this 2735-nucleotide messenger RNA. RefSeq names its product FHF complex subunit HOOK interacting protein 2B (gene FHIP2B). The transcript is spliced from 17 exons. Lineage: Eukaryota; Metazoa; Chordata; Aves; Coliiformes; Coliidae. Bases 102 to 2273 code for a protein of 723 amino acids. The record is from RefSeq and is a predicted model, not a curated record.
GGGGAGGUGCCACGGCCGGGCCGCCCUUCCCGUCUCGCACCGGGCGGAGCCACAGCAGCGGGGCCGGGGCCGGGGCCUGGGCCGGGGCGGUGGGCGCAGCCAUGCUGAGCCGCCUGGGCGCUUUGCUACAACAAGCAGUGGAGACGCGGGAGCCCAGCGUGGACCUGCUGGAAGCUUUCACCGAGCACUGGAAAGGCAUCACAGGCUACUACUUGGAGACCACGGAUGAGAGCAUCUCAGCCAGACAAACGGACAUCCCGUGGCGCCUCAAACAGAUGCUGGACAUCUUAGUGUACGAGGAGAAGCAGCGCCCAGUGGGGGAGACUGGGCCAUGCCUUGAGUACCUGCUGCAGCACAAGGUCCUGGAGACCCUUAGCACACUGGGCAAGGCAGAGUACCCUCUUGGAAUGAGGCAGCAGGUCCUCCUCUUCUUCAGCCGGGUGCUGGGGCAGGUGCAGCACCCGCUUCUGCACUACCUCCAUGUCCACAGACCAGUGCAGAAGCUGCUCCAGGUCAGCAGCAAUUGCCUGGGCUCUGACACAGAGAAGGAGGAGGUACAGUUCGCAGGCGUCCUCUGCAUGAAGAUGAAGCAGGAUCCCACCCUGCUGGUGCACAUCCUGGAGGUGGGCAGCUCCCCAGACAUUCCUGUGCUGGGCAAGAGCAUCCUGAAUGGGAGGAGACCCCAGCAGCUGCCAGCCAAGCCCAUGGAAGAGGAUUUGGAGCAUCCCCUGGACACUGCUGCUGGCUCCCCCCGAGUGGAUCCCUCUCCACCACGGAGGGACAGCAACCUCAUCACCUCCUUGGUGAGACUGUGCAAAAGCCAGAAGAGCAGGGUCGCACUGAAGGCUCAGGAAAACCUGCUCUUGCUUGUUGGGCUCGCCCAGGAGGCAGCUGCUGCUUGCCUGGUGCAGAGCAGCACUCUGUGCCAGCUGCUGACAGAGCAUCUCUGUGACCUCUACAGCACCGUGCCUGCCUGCACCAACCCCGCCGACAUCCUUGCCCUGGAGAGGGCCAGCUGGAGAUCGCAGGGUGAUGCUGCUGGCGAGGGGGUUUUCCCGGGGAAGGAGAGCCUGACUGCCUUCUUCAGCUGGCUGGACUACCUUGAUGAGCUGGUGAUGGACGCCCAGCCGGUUGUUGCAGAUGCCAUCAGCAAAGCUGUGGAGGAAGAGUUUUUCCAGAGCACCCUGCAGCCACAGCUCCUGCAGAUGUCCGAGUUCGAUGUCCUCAGCGCCACAGCCAUGCUGACAGGAACGGUGCGGCAGAUCUGUGCACCUCCGCUGCUCCACCGCCUCGUGCUCUUCCUGCUGGGGCCAGACCGGUACCCUGAGACUCCAGGUGACAACUCCCACCCUCUGCGCACCCAGCUCAUUGACCGCUGCAACCACCUUUCCGACGAGAUCAGCCUGGCCAGCCUGCGGCUCUUCGAGGAGCUCCUGCGGAAGCCCCACGAGCAUGUGGCGUACAGCCUGGCACUGAGAAACCUGGAGGCAAGAGGCUACCUGCAGUGCAGUCUCCCUGCACCAGAUGAGCGUGGACUCCCUGAGCCAGACCCUGAUGAAGAUGGGCUGGACCUGGAGGAGGAUCCCUACUUCACUGAUGGAUACCCAGAUACCAGCUUUGGGACAGUAAAAAAGCCUCUGCCAGGAUUGGCCCCAUCGGGGAAGGGGCGAGUGGGCGAGGUGGUCAGCAGCUUCCUCUGCCUGGUCCCCGAGGAAGCAAAGACUUCAUUGUGCACGGAAGAAGGUGGCUAUGACACCUACGUGCACGAUGCUAUGAGCAUGGUCCAGGUGUGCCGUGCCAGUGCAGCCUCGUGGGGGUGGUCCCAAGCUCCCCUGCCGCUUGGUGCCUGCCACCCCGAAGUGACAUUUUAUGAGGGCCACUUCCUCAAGGUGCUGUUUGACCGGAUGAGCCGGAUCCUGGACCAGCCCUACAGCCUGAACCUGCAGGUGACCUCAGUGCUGUCCCGCUUGGCCGCCUUCCCCCAUCCCCACCUCCAUGAGUACCUGCUGGACCCCUACCUAAACUUGGCACCUGGCUGUCGCUCACUCUUCUCCAUCCUCGUCAGGGUAAUCGGAGACCUGAUGCAGCGUCUGCAACGUGUCCCCCAUUUCAGGGCCAAGCUGCUCCUGGUGCGCCAGCAGCUCAUGGGGCUGGUGCCUGGAGAGCAGGUGGACCACACAAUGCUCUUCAAGGGGGUGGUGGUGCUGGAGGAGUUCUGCAAGGAGCUGGCUGCCAUUGCCUUGGUCAAAGGACCUCCAGAGGGACCCCCCUGAGCUGUAGUCCCCCUUGGCCAAGCACCCUUCAGGCUGUGGUGGCUACCGAGGAUGGUCCAACCCGGCUGCUGGUGACCCAUCUUGGACCAGUGGCAACCCAGGAAGGACACCGGCCUCACAGCACCCAGCAAGGAGGAAGAGGAGGCACAGUGCCCUUCACCACCACCUUGGCCAACAGGGAGAUAAUGCCACCUCCCCAGCAUAGGUUGCAGGCCCCCUGGGUGUAAAGUGAACUAUGCUGUAUUUCCUCUUGGGUGGCGGGUUCCUGCUCUUCCUACUCUGGGUGGGGGCUGCCCCAAGCCCCCACCAACCUCAAACAGGAUCUGUGCAUGUGUGUGUGUGUUUGUGGCUCUGACCUCGUCAGGAUGGUGCACCCCGAAAGCCAGGCACUCUGUCCCCUGGGUGAUGGGACUCUGCUGCAAUAAAGCCGUGACCUCAGCACUAUGUGCUGUGCCACUGCCA